UUUUCCCUGUUUGUCGUGAUCCCUGUAAUAAAAAGAGGGAGAAAUCGUGAACAGAUGGCUUUCUAUAUUACCAUGCCGCUGGCAUUGUUUUCCUGUUGAUUUUAAAGGCUCGGUCCGGAGCUCCUUUUUUUUUUUUUUUAAAAUUUUUUUUUCCCUUUUAUUUUUUUUUCCCUCUCCCCUCCCAAGUUCUUGAUGAUACUGAGACAUGAGGACCUAUCGGGUUUAGCCUGUUUAUUUCCCGGCGCCUAUGGAGGUAACUUUAUUGACUUGAUCGCUCGCUUGCCGACCCGAGAGGAGCACGCCGGAGUCCCGGGGGGGGCCCGGCAGCCCCGCGCCCGCCCGGGCUCUGUCCGCCGCCUCCCCUCCCUCCCCCUCCCCCGCUAAUUCAUCAGCCGCCCCGGCCAUGAAAAUGCUCCUGGUCCGCAAGUUCCGGGUGCUGAUCCUGAUGGUGUUCCUCGUCGCCUGCACCAUGCACAUCAUGAUCGACCUGCUGCCGCGCCUGGAGCGCCGCGGCCCCGAGGGCCGGCCGGGCUGCUCCUGCCCGCCGCCCGCCGCCGCGCCGCCCCGCGCCGCCGCGCCGCGCUGGCCCGGCAAGCACACGCUGCGGAUCCUGCAGGACUUCAGCGCCGAGCCGGCCUCCAACCUCUCGUCGCAGUCGCGGGAGGCGGCGGAGCGGGCGGCGGGCGGCGGAGCGGGCGGCGGAGCGGGCGGCGGGGGCGCGGCGGCGGCGGCGGGGCGGGCGCGGCGCUUGAUCGGCCCCGGGGCGCCGCGCCCGCCGCCCCCCGCCGGCAACGCCGCCCCGCUGGCCGCGCUCUUCCAGCACCCGCUGUACCGCGCCGCCCUGCCCCCGCUGGCCGACCGCGACCUCCUCUUCAAUGUCAACAGCGACAUCAGGUUCAACCCGCGGGCGGCCGAGCAGCCCGAGUGGCAAAAUGAAGAUCAUCAUGAAGAAUUUUUGCCAACUGGAGAAACCUCCAUAGACUCCUACCCAAACUGGUUAAAAUUCCACAUUGGCAUUAAUCGGUAUGAGCUGUAUUCCAGACAUAAUCCUGCAAUUGAGGCUUUACUACAAGACCUUGUCUCCCAAAAGAUAACCAGUGUUGCAAUGAAAUCAGGAGGCACCCAGCUGAAGCUGAUCAUGACAUUCCAGAACUAUGGACAAGCACUGUUUAAACCAAUGAAGCAAACCAGAGAGCAAGAAACCCCACCUGACUUUUUUUACUUCUCAGACUAUGAGAGACAUAAUGCAGAAAUAGCAGCAUUUCACCUCGACAGGAUCCUGGAUUUCCGGCGCGUGCCGCCGGUCGCAGGUAGACUGGUUAACAUGACGAGAGAAAUACGAGAUGUUACUCGUGACAAGAAGCUGUGGAGAACAUUUUUCAUCUCACCAGCCAACAACAUCUGCUUCUAUGGGGAAUGCUCCUACUACUGCUCAACAGAGCACGCCCUGUGUGGGAAACCAGAUCAGAUUGAAGGGUCCCUGGCUGCUUUCCUGCCUGAUUUGUCAUUAGCAAAAAGGAAAACCUGGAGAAACCCUUGGAGGCGUUCCUACCACAAGCGCAAGAAAGCAGAAUGGGAAGUUGAUCCAGAUUAUUGUGAAGAGGUUAAACAAACACCCCCAUAUGACAGUGGGACCAGAAUUCUGGAUAUAAUGGAUAUGACAGUUUUUGAUUUCCUAAUGGGUAACAUGGAUCGACAUCACUACGAAACCUUUGAGAAGUUUGGAAAUGAAACUUUUAUUAUCCACUUAGAUAAUGGAAGAGGGUUUGGAAAAUAUUCCCAUGAUGAACUUUCCAUAUUGGUGCCUUUAAACCAGUGCUGCAGAAUCAGGAAGUCUACCUAUCUGCGAUUACAGCUAUUAGCCAAGGAGGAGUACAAACUCAGUCUCCUGAUGAAAGAAUCUUUGCUAAAAGACAAAAUAGCUCCAAUCCUCUACCAGCCUCACUUGGAGGCGAUGGACAGGCGGCUGCGGAUCGUCCUCAAGGCUGUCAGUGACUGCAUAGAGAAGGACGGCUAUGACAAUGUGGUUGAAAAUGACUUUAACACGGAUGUUAACACUGUUACCACCGAGAGGUAGUGAAAUGGCAAGACUACGUUUUUACCAGCCGAGUCAAGAAGAUUCAAAGAAGAAAAAGAAACAAAACAACAACAACAAAAAAAAAUAAAGUCUUGCAAAAGACUGUGUAUGCUACUUUGUGAAUUCAGUGAAUUCAGAAAUGAGAUAUAAUUGUUCCCAAAGUAGGUAAAGUGUAGACUCUGCAAAGGAUUAGUUAAUAAAGAAAAAUAAGUCUAAUGUGAUGCUUUUCAUUAGUUCCUGAAGAGAGAUUAUGAAAAGAUUCAGAAAAUACUCAAUCAUGGACAGACAGCAGUCUGAUAGCAAAACACCUCCUGUCAUUUUUGUAUAGAAAGGAGGCCUUUACUUAAUAUUUUGUAUUUAUAUAUGGCAUAUCUAUGAAACCCCAGACCUACCUUCCAAAUUUAACUAAGAGGGACAGCAUAGUUUUGUGACUCACACUUUAUUUGUGGUGACAGUCCACUUAGUAUUUUGUGUUAACCCUUUAAGUGCUCUAAUCCAUUGUAUCUUAUUUAAAUUGAAUGCUUAUUUUCCCCCCCAGCUACUCAGCAUUUAAAGGGUUAAGGCAUUACGAACUUUUAAAGGCAAAAAAUUAUAAUAAUAAUGAUAAUAAAGAUAAUAAAUACAUGGGUUACCAGAAGGGAAUUUCACUAAUUGUGCUUUGACAGGAAUACUUGAAUGUUGGUUUUACAAAGUGAUGUAAAAUGACAAGUUGUACUAUUUGUCAAUAAGGAGGUGGCAGCUCUUAUCUUUCUAGACUAUUAUAGUGGGGCUGCUACUUUUCAAUUUUGUUUUUGAUAGUUUUGUGUAAAUAUAUACAUAUAUGGGUAAAAAGCUGCUUUCGGCAGCUCUAGGCUUACUUUUGCAGCAUUUUUGUGGAAUUGUUUGCAACGUGGUAAAAGUGCAAUAAAGAUAUGCAAAAUGUGUAGCCA
Lonchura striata (white-rumped munia) is the source of this 3006-nucleotide messenger RNA. RefSeq names its product FAM20C golgi associated secretory pathway kinase (gene FAM20C). Gene Ontology annotation, cellular component: Golgi apparatus. Gene Ontology annotation, molecular function: protein serine/threonine kinase activity. The record is from RefSeq and is a predicted model, not a curated record. Gene Ontology annotation, biological process: enamel mineralization; protein phosphorylation. Lineage: Eukaryota; Metazoa; Chordata; Aves; Passeriformes; Estrildidae.